Gallus gallus (chicken) is the source of this 5275-nucleotide messenger RNA. It is a transcript of the gene IL12RB2, whose product is annotated as interleukin 12 receptor subunit beta 2. Bases 1857 to 4418 code for a protein of 853 amino acids. Gene Ontology annotation, cellular component: signaling receptor complex; external side of plasma membrane; membrane. NCBI's taxonomy places the organism in Eukaryota, Metazoa, Chordata, Aves, Galliformes, Phasianidae. The transcript is spliced from 16 exons. Gene Ontology annotation, molecular function: cytokine receptor activity; cytokine binding. Gene Ontology annotation, biological process: cytokine-mediated signaling pathway. The record is from RefSeq and is a predicted model, not a curated record.
ACAGUGCAUGGGGGUAGGUGGUGAGCUUUGUCAGCAUUUCCUUCUCUCUAUGAAAAAAGGGCGAAUAUUAUGGUGUGAUUUGGGAGGGGGGCCCUGAGGCCUGGAGGCUCACACGGCUGCGGCCCUGCAGACCUCACACUGCCCCACGGCGCCUCCGCUCAGCAUUCAGCACGGCGUUUAAGCAGGUGACGGCCACCCACGUCCAGCCAAGAGAAGGAACAACACUGACAAGGGCCCUUCUUCAGUAGGACCUCUCUCAGACCCGGCGGGAGCCAUUAACAACGCGAGGAAUAAGAAUCCGACCCCAUUUUCCUGUACACCGGCACCAGGAGCCUGCUGUGGGAAGGGUGGGGGAGCUCGGGGCUCCGUCCCUGCGCUACAGCUGUUGAGUUCCGCGGCUCCUGCGCGACCCCUUCCCGGGGAGAGCAGCGCGGCCGGGGGGAGCGCGUGGGGCGGCGCGGGGCGGGGCGGCGCGGGCGGCAGCGGGGCCGGGUAACAGCCAGCCGGCCGCACGUGUGGGAUGCGCGGAGCUGAGCGGCGAGCGUUUAUCUGAAGAGCCGCGGUGUUGUGAUUGCUCAUCCUGGCACUUACGAAUCACCUACAGAGCUGGCUGCUGUCGACGUGUUGGUGUGAAGCUGAGGUGCUGCAGCAAAGCAUUUCCACCCGAAGAACCCGAGGAUUUAAAUGAAAUGUCUCUAUGAACCUAUAGGAAGUCUCGGCUCAGGUCAGUGGAAGAGCACCCACGUCCUCCAUAACAGGAGGGCUGCAUCCUCCGGUCUGCAGUGCGGACGUCAGAUCUGGCUCUGGAUUCUCAGCAGGGUUUCCCUGCACAGCAGACCCGCUCAGCCUCUCCUCACUGUUCACUGAUGUGCCCUUAACUCCAUCUCUUUGGUGCUCUCACAGCUGCAGUCUGCCCCAUCCGAAUGUGUGCCACAGCAGCUUGCCGCUGGAGAGGUGAGAGAAAUCCACCUGCAAAAGGUGAGGAAAGUGUCGAUGCUGGGGCUCUAGGAAGCCCCAGGCGUUUCCAUCCUGUCUCUCACCCUUCCCUCCUUCUUCAUCUCUUUCUUCAUCUCCGUUCCCCAGAGAAAUGGAUCUUGUUCUGCACAGUAUAAUGUUUGCUUUGGGGUGACAAAGCUAGAAGGCAGAUGGGAUGAAGGGUGGUGAAAGAGGCUGGCGGGCAAGAGCACAUUUGGGAGCUCAGGCUGGAAAAAGAGGUGCAGGACUUCAGGACAGUGACAGCUGCUGGAAUGUGGCAAGCAAAAAGGCAUCCUGGGGAGAAAUAGCAUGUGUUCUUGUUCCUUGAGAAGAAAAUGAAGAGGCUUGAGAAUUGCUGCUAUGGUGUGUCCUUUCUGCUUCGGGUUCUGCUAAAUUUUAGCUGUCGCACAGCUGCAAGGAGUUGAAGUUUACUGUAAAAUUGCAAUGUGCAGUGCAGGAGGUAUAAAAGCAGAAAUGAAGGAGAAAAGCCUUCAUCUUUCGCAUAGGGCAUACUGAGGAUCUGUUCUGGUUGUCUUUUGCAGCAAGGUUUUUGGCUCUGGGCUUGCAGAGCAUCUCUGGGAGGGAAUGGAAGAAGUAUGUCUCUCCUUGAAGCACAAUGUCAAAGUAUCUGUGAUUCUAACAUCCCUCUAAGCUGUGUGCCAGUCUGCAGGGAGAGCCACUGUAACAUUCAGCUGCUGCUUAGGAUUGCAUCUCGAGUGCCACAAUUCAGCAAUGGUAGCAAGGAGAGUUAAUGAGAAAGGACUGAUGAAGUAAGGGUUUUGAAUCUUCUGAAGUUACGAAGUAGUACCAGUAUUGUAAAAUGAUUUUUUCCCACUUUUUAGGAACUGGUAAAAGGUGAUCAUUUCUCUGUAGGGAGCAAAAUGCAAUUUGCAUGGAUUGUACCUGUCACAAUUUGUUUGUUGAUGUACUUCACAGCAGAAGCAUGCAGUAAAGGAAAUGUGUCUGCCAGCAAAGUUCCCCAUGGUGUUGCAGAAAUAUGCGAAAAAGGAAACAUGACUGCUAACACUGCUGCUCAUGUCCAGCCUGGAACCAACAUUACCCUCUCGUGCCAGCUAAAACGACUGAAAUACAGAGAGCAGUGCAAGACAGCUCUUUUCUUUAACGGUUCUGAACUGAUUAGCAAUUAUGGCACUUCAGUAAGCAACACAUUUCCAGUCAAUACGUAUGGCAAACACAUGUUUACUUGCAAAAUAGAUUGUGAAUACAAGAAAAAACUCAUUUGUGGAAUUGAUAUAGAGUCUGGAAAUCCUCCAGAUCAGCCAAGAAAUGUGUCAUGUAUCCAGUAUGGGACAGAUGGCAAUCUUACCUGCACCUGGGAUAAAGGAAGGUUUACACACAUGAACACUACAUAUGUGAUACAGCUAUCAGAUGGGACUGACACCUUGUGUUUUUCAGAAGAAAGUCAGAGUAAUAAGUUUGGCUCGCUCGUUCUGAGCACGAAGUUGAAUUUUGAAUCUACUUACAGACUUGUGGUUGUCGCCUCCAACAAACUAGGAAGUGCUUUUUCACAGCCACUUAAAUUCAUGCUAAUAGACAUAGUGAAACCACAUCCUCCAAACUUUUUAGUGGAAUUUGAAAAUUCUGCAACAAAUUGCACAUUGUUUUGGCACAGUGAAGUCCAAGUGCAGCUCUGCAGAGUGAGAUACCGUCCACUUAGCAGUUCCACCUGGAACAUGGCUGAAAGUUUAAAUACUGAAAAAUGCAGUCUUCAUGGUCUGGAGCCUCAUACAGAGUAUGAAUUUCAAGUGAGCUGUAAGAUUCAUCCUGAGAGGGGACUGUGGAGUAACUGGAGCGCAUUCCAAUCCCAGACUCCAGAAGCAGUGCCUACUGGGCUCUUAGAUGUCUGGUACAAAAAGCAGGAUAUAGACUCUCAAACGCAGAACAUUUCUCUUUUUUGGAAGGCUUUGCAGAAGUCAGAGGCGAGAGGAAAAAUCCUGCAUUACACAGUGACCUUUGAAGCACUAAGCCAUGGGGAGUCCAAAGCAAUAGAAACAAAUGUGACCACACAAACCAAUUACACCAGAGUCACUCCAAAGAUGGACUACAAGAUAACAGUCACUGCAGAUAACUCGAGGGGAAGCUCACCUCCUGCAUCCAUCCUGACUAACGUCGGCAUCCAAGAUUUACCCUCUCCUCGGAACGUCUCUGCUAUGGCGAUGGGAAAUAACAGCAUCUUGGUCAGCUGGAAACCUCCCAUUAAAUCCACUGCAUCCAUCAAUGGGUAUGUUGUGGAAUGGAUAAACAUCCAUAGGAAGAGCAGCCCGGAGCCCCAUCCAAGCUGGAUAAGACUUGUCGCAUCCAACCUGUCUAUAGUGAUACUAGAGCACAUAGAAGAUAAUGUGUGCUAUCACAUUAGUGUGUUUGCACUGUAUCAGGACAGAGCUGGGCAAGUGAAAUCAGUGAGGGGAUACUCAAGAGAAGAAGCACCAUCAGCCGGCCCACAAAUGUACACAGAGCCACAGACAAACGGCAUCUUGGUUUGGUGGCAAGAAAUCCCUUCCCACCAGCAAAUGGGCUGCAUCACAAAGUACAGUAUAUACCUGCAAAAAAAGGACAGCAAUGUGGAUCCUGUUGUCUAUGAUAUAUAUAAUACAACAUCCCAACAUUCGUAUCACAUCAGAAAUCUACAGCGUGGGGAGUAUUACGUCCUGUGGAUGACAGCACUGACAGAUGCUGGGGAAAGCCCCUGGGGAAACAGUGAGCUGGUCUGCUUGGAAAGUGCUGUGGACUGGAUUAUUGUGCUCACCUGCAGCUUCUUCAUACUCUCAGCCUGUAUUUGCUCCCUGCGUCCUGCAAGAAAACUAUUACUCUUGCUCUUUUCUGCCACUGUACCUCAGUGGUACAGCAAAGCCAUUCCGGAUCCAGCUAAUGCUACAUGGGCUAAGAAUGACAAGUCUAUGAAGGGUGAGCUGAGUGUACCUUCCAGUCUGCUCUUGCACAACACCAGCAGUUAUGAAGAGCCUGAAACAACAGAAGUAGAGGAAAGCUUCAUAAAGACAGACUGCCAGGUUUUCCAGGACAGGCUCAUCUUCAGCAACAUCAGCCACAGCAGAAAUCACGACUGGCAACUGGAAAGCAGCUUUGAGAAGCAGGAGUCAGAGUACAGGCCUCUACCCAGCACCACAGAUGGAGACAGUUAUGAGCAGCAGCUUCCCGACUUGUACAAGAAGAUGGUGCUGGAAGUGACAGAGCAAACACAAACUGUUUGUGAGUACAUUGCUAAUCCAGUUACUGACGGAGCUACAGCUUACCUGCCCUCAGCCAUCUCACCGCUUGUCACAGACACUACUGAAGAAGACCCUGAACUUGAGUACAAUCCCAUCUCUGUCUUCCCAACAACUUUUUUGACACCAGAAUUUUCCUACGGAGGGAAACUUAAUUUGGAUACGGUGAGACUGAGCUGCAGCUCUUUCACAAGGUAGGCUGUCAGGGUGCUACAGCAGCCUGGCCUGAAUGUCUGCACUUUAGCCAAGCAUUGCAAUACGUGUUUCAUUGCAGCUAGGACAGCGACUUGCACAUCACACCUUCAGGUAACACAACCCAACUCACAAACUUUUCCAGGUUCUAAGUCAUGCCUUACCUUACAGCACAGCAGCUCUUCACCCACAGAGCACACAUAGGUAGAAUUAAAAACAAAAAUCCAGAUGUCUGGGGCUCAGUCACCAGGCUUAAUUACUCAGGCUGCCUGCAGAGAGCCAGAGCUGCCUCAGGUCCCUACCCCACUGCCUGAAAUGAGGCUGGUUUGAACUACACCAGACAAGCUAAAAAUCAUCCAAAACAGUGCUUGCCCAGGAACAGCAAGGAGGUAUUUCAUUAAGGUCAGACCCCAGCAGCUGACCAGGUCAUGGCUGCACUGUGCUCCAGCUGCACGCAGCAGGUCAGAAAUCAACAUUUGAGAAACUUUUGCUAACACCACAUGCUCAGUACACAGCAGACAGCGUUCCUCACUGCUGCCUGAAUACAGGUGCACCUUUCAGGCCCAGUGACAAUGGUGCUACAGCCCCACGUGGGCACUGAAGGAUCCUUGACUUGAUGGAGCCUUUCAGUCCUGCUGCAAAACCAGUGAGAGCAAGCCUACCUUCAGGGCUUAGCACAGAAGAAAUCCUCACCAGAAAUAAAGCAGGCACCACGUGUACACAGCAAGUCAGAUGGGCUGCUGAGAAUUUUAAUGAUUUAUUGAAGUAUUCUAAUUACAGGCUUGAAGUAUGUGUUACACAUUUAAUGACUUUGUUUACUACGUGCGUAUAUUAUUUAUAAAAAGAAUGUUGGAAACCUGAAA